AUGCCGCCUGGCAACCUCUUAGUCAAUGAAGUGGAUGUGGUUAAACUCAUUGCCGAGUUUUUGCAGAACAGAACACUUAACAUCUCCAUGUUAUCCUUGGAGCGAGAGACUGGGAUUAUCAAUGGGAUCUUCUCUGAUGAUAUGCUUUUUCUGAGACAACUGAUCUUGGACGGCCAGUGGGAUGAUGUCAUUGACUUCAUUCAGCCGUUGAUAACUAUCGAGGCAUUCAACAGUAAAAAGUUCCAGUACAUUAUCCUAAAGCAUAAAUAUCUGGAGCUUCUGUGCAUCAAGUCUGAGCCGAAUGUGGUCAAAUGUUUGAACACCCUAGAGGCUCUGUGUGGCAGCAAGGAAGAGUACAGCAAUUUAUGUUUCCUGUUGUCACUGCCAAAGUUAUCAGACCACAGCGAGUACCAGAACUGGAACCCUAGCAACGCAAGAGUGGAAUGUUUUAGACAGGUUGAGCCUUUGCUGCGACCUUACUUACCGAUUGAGAAAAAGGAUGAGCAAAAGAACCAGAUGAGCUGCAAUGACAGACUCAUGCAGCUGCUUCUGAAGGGUAUGCUGUAUGAAUCCUGUGUGGACUUCUGCCAGCAGCAGGCAACAGGAGGCAAUGGUGGCUUCUCUUACUCGUCACUGUUGAAUGACACAGGGUUCAAUGAUGCUGAUUUGUCAUUGCUUGCUUGGCUGCAAUGUAUCCCAUUUGAAGUGUUCUCCUGCCCCUUUGAGCAGAAGGCGAUAAAUGUGGACAUCAGACCGCUUAUCAAGCCUUCGCUAGAAGCUUCCUGGUCAGAGCAGAUCCUGGUCACCCCAAUCAAACCAAAGAUGUUCCCACACUCUGCGGUUCCUGCUGUGAGACCUCGGUCAGCGGAGCUAAUGACCCGGUCACUCAACCCACAGUUUGAUGGACUGUCAAGUGGAUUGUGGCAAGGCAACAGACUGGAGUGGUCCACCCAUCCAUUGCAGGAAGCUUUGUCUCAGUCCAUGAUCCCUGGCAGUAACCGGGAUCCUAUGCUGAUGUCCAUGGAUAAGCUCUUCUCCGAAGGCGAGGUGAUUGACACACAUGCAUCCAUCUCAGAGGAUUUGAAGGGAUCGCCACGAGUCAGCGGCAACAUGACAAAGCCAGGAAGCCCAGCCCCUGCCACCAGAACUCCACUCAGAUCCAAUUCUCCCACAAGGAGUGUCACACUGGACAAGGCCCAGUCUGGCUUGCAGCUGUCGGACACUCCCCGGGGCUCACAAGCCUCCAAGGACUCCAGCAAUGAGCUGUACAAGGAGUAUCAGCGGCAGAGACAGCUUCUACAGGAGCAGCUAACUUUACAGGAAAAACAGCGAGAGCUGUACCAAAAAGAGUUAAUGGAGAUAGAAAAGAAAGCCCAGCAGGCAAUGGGAGACAACAGAAUAUCAGAAGAGUUCUUCUCUCAAGGGGAAGCAAUGCUGACCCAGCAUACAAAUGGCUUUUUUUUAAAAAUAUUAUUACUCUUUUAUUGUUUGCAUGUGUUGUUGCCAUGUUUAUGCAGUGUUGUAUUGUUGUAUUUCCACUCUAUUGUUUUUCUAGAUGUUACAGAGAAAGAAAACUGCUCUAUAUCUGAGAAUGAUGCUCAGAAUGAAGUGGGUGAGAAAGACCAAAGUGUCUUGUCCGUAUUUGUUUCCUCCCUUCCCGCCUCUUCCCCAUCACCAGUAGCAAAUGUCAAAACCUCCACUAUAUCCACCACUGCUGAGGAGAUUGAUAACUUUCAAGUUCAUGCUCAUGACCUUGAAGCAGACGGCAACUCAGAUGAACCAGGUACGGUCUCCCCCAGCAAGACAGGUAAUUUAUAUUUAGAUUUUACCUCACCUCCAACUAGCUGUAGAAUCCCUAAGAUCAGAGGGCCGGCAGAUCGUGCAGCAGCAGCAGUAACAUCCUGUAACAGUGCACCAAGUUCUCCUAUGGUCCGCAGAAGGCACAGUCUUCCUAAGCGAUCAGUAACACCUUUGAACUUCACUAGCAAGAAUACAUCAUCAGUCAGGCCCCAUCUACUAAGACCUGUCACCCCCGAUCCUAAAGAUAGAACCAGUGGAAUUUCUGUACCUGUGAAAACAAGGGGAUUAACCUCUCCUUGCUCUUCUGCAUCUUCCUCCACUUCUUCACUGCCUCGAUUCAUCCCAGUCACCAGACUUGAAGACAGCCAGGCUAUUCGAACUGUCGCCUUUCAUCCCAGUGGCAACUUCUAUGCCAUUGGAUCAAACUCAAAGAUGUUGAGAGUUUGUGCGUUCCCUAACAUGGGAAACCUAAGAGAGGAACAUGUUGCCUACGAGACCAGCGUGGUGUACAAGCAUGGCAAACAUCACAAGGGCUCCAUCUACUGCGCUGCCUGGAACCCUCUGGGUGACCUCCUGGCCACCGGCAGCAAUGAUAAAACAAUCAGGCUGACUAAAUUUAAUGAGGACACUCUGAGUGCUGAAGGACCUGGCAUGGAGCUCAGCUUUCACGAUGGUACUGUUCGUGACCUAGUUUUCAUGCAGGAUGUGACCAGUCGCAGCUCAAUUCUCAUCAGUGGCGGGGCGGGAGAUUGUAAAAUUUAUGUCACAGAUUGUGAGUCUGGGGCGCCGAUCCGCGCCAUGACAGGUCACACUGGUACGUGCUUGUUUGUCACAUUUAUUCUCUGCACACUUGGGGUGGUUGCAUGUUUGUCAGUCGGGUCCCAGGACAAGACAGCCAGGUUCUGGGACUUAAGAGCCUCAGCACCCAUUACAGUCGUGCCAUCACCAUCAGGCAGUCCAUUUGCUUCAGUGUGUGUUGAUCCUUCUGGUCGUUUGAUGGUGUCCGGACAUGAAGAUGGCGUAGUCAUGCUGUAUGAUAUACGAGGAGCUAAGGUUGUGCAGAGUUUUCAGCCUCAUUCUGGAGAAUGCAGGUCUGCCAGAUUUUCCAACAAUGCAUAUUAUCUUCUGACUGUGGCUUAUGAUAAUAGAAUCGUCAUAACAGACUUACAUGGUGACCUUUUGCGACCUCUGCCCAGCGUGGUGGUUGGAGAACACAAAGACAAGGUCAUCCAGGGUCGAUGGCACCCAACUCAGUUCGCCUUCGUCACCAGCAGUGCAGACAAGACAGCCAUAUGUUGGGGAUUACCUGCAGUUCAGUAA
Candidula unifasciata is the source of this 3120-nucleotide messenger RNA. The record is from the annotation of a GenBank genome assembly. NCBI's taxonomy places the organism in Eukaryota, Metazoa, Mollusca, Gastropoda, Stylommatophora, Geomitridae.